GCACAGUCAAUCUGCUUUUUUUUUUUUUUUUUUUUGCAGCUGCAGAUUAACACAGCUAUCCCUCUGGAAAAUGUUAAACAUAAGCCAAGGUCUUGCGGGUCACAAGACUUAGCAGCAGGCGGUGGACUGUGACAGCCAGUGUUAAUUCCCCAAACUUUUCUGCCAGACUUGCUGGUGAAGCUGGACGUUUGAAAGGUGCCCCGUUCCCGCGGAAGUCCUGGAAGCGCCCGUUGUCUGAUUGGAACAGGUUACUCGCCCAAACCGGGCUUUUUUUUUUUUUUUUUUUGCUCCUUCCCUAAUCGGCCUGAGAGGCUCUUAAACAAAUGAAGACAGAUGCGUCUUCGUCCGACGAGGAAGUGUUACUCAGCUGAGCCUCCGCGCUGAGGAAAUAGUUGGGGCUGCAAAGGAGAAAAUGAGGAAGCGAGCGCUUCACUCAUCCUGAACCGACCGGCGCUUCAGCAGAGGCGCCCAGCAGGCGUGAGCAGAAAAGAGCCGAGACGUCUGGAAGAAGCGCGUCGAUUUGGGAGCUGGCGCUGAGGUACCGGUAGGGCGGAAGGCGAAGCCUUGCCGCCGAGACGCUGAACGCGCAAACUGACGAGGAUUUCCCUAGGAAGCGCGUCUCACCUCAUAUUCCUUCCCGCCUUUGCAAAGGCAGGGGCUGGAGAAGAGAGACCCCCCCCCUAACCGGAGGUUCCCUCCACCCAUUGGUUUCUCAGGUGUAAUAUAGCCUCAAAAGCAAACAAGCAAAGAGAAGUAGUGGAAAAAAAAUGGCAGGUUCUGAUUCUAUUAGCUACCUGCCCUAUUUUUUUGGCAACAUCACACGUGAAGAAGCUGAAGAUUAUCUGCUGCAAGGAGGACUAAACAACGGACUGUAUUUACUGCGACAGAGCCGAAACUAUCUGGGUGGUUUUGCUUUGUCUCUGGCAUAUAAUGGAAAGGUUUAUCAUUACACCAUUGAGAGGGAAAUUAAUGGCACUUAUGCUAUUACUGGAGGAAAAUCCCACCGGAGUCCUGUAGAACUCAUUGACUACCACUCAGAUGAAAUUGAUGGUCUCAUGUGUUUACUCAGGAAACCAUAUAAUCGGCCGCCAGGAGUAGAACCCAAAACAAGUCAGUUUGAGGACUUAAAGGAAAAUCUAAUCAAAGAAUACGUUAAACAAACCUGGAAUUUAUAUGGACACGCCCUUGAGCAAGCAAUUAUUAGUCAGAAACCACAACUGGAGAAACUGAUUGCUACAACUGCACACUUGAAAAUGCCCUGGUUCCAUGGGAUUAUAUCUCGGGAGGAUUCAGAACAGCGCCUACUUCUGGGUUCAAAGACUAAUGGGAAAUUUUUGAUUAGGGAAAGAGAUAACAAUGGAUCCUAUGCUCUUUGUUUACUCAAUGAAGGAAAGGUACUACAUUACCGCAUUGAUAAAGACAAGAAAGGAAAACUUUCAAUACCAGCUGGAAAGAAAUUUGAUACUUUAUGCCAGCUAGUGGAACAUUAUUCCUACAAAGCAGAUGGACUUCUAAGAAUAAUCACAGAGCCAGUGCGUGAUCCAGAUUUUCAGUCAAGAAAUAGGACAUUACCCCCCAAAGUUCCUAAGCCUCGCAACUCCACGACUUGGACAACGGGUGGAAUUAUCACCAGAAUCAAAUCAUAUACUUUCCCAAAGCCAGGAAGUCACAAGCCAUCUUUCUCUAUUCCUGGCCAGAGAGAUGAUUCUGCACUGCUUGCAAUGUUUAACAAUUAUGCACCCUCAUGGGCAAAACGAGGUGAAGAGAGGGAACCUUUGCCUAUGGAUACAGAAGUUUAUGAAAGUCCAUAUGCAGAUCCAGAAGAAGUGAAAGCUAAAAAUGUCACUCUUGACCGAAAUUUACUGACUUUGGAAGAAAAAGAACUUGGUUCUGGUAAUUUUGGUACAGUAAAAAAAGGCACUUAUGAAAUGAAAAAAGGAAAGAAAACUGUGGCUGUGAAAAUUCUCAAAAAUGAAAGUAAUGAUCCAGCAAUAAAAGAUGAACUCCUAAGAGAAGCAAAUGUAAUGCAACAACUUGAUAACCCGUAUAUUGUCCGAAUGAUUGGGAUAUGUGAAGCUGAAUCUUGGAUGUUAGUAAUGGAAAUGGCUGAGCUUGGCCCCUUGAAUAAAUAUCUGUUAAAACAUGGAGAUAUCACAGAAAAGAACCUAAUAGAGCUGGUGCAUCAAGUUUCCAUGGGAAUGAAAUAUUUGGAAGAAAAUAAUUUUGUACACAGAGAUUUAGCUGCAAGAAAUGUGCUUCUGGUUACACAACAUUAUGCCAAAAUCAGUGACUUUGGACUUUCAAAAGCUCUUGGUUCUAAUGAUUACUACAAGGCAGAACAUCAUGGCAAAUGGCCAGUUAAAUGGUAUGCUCCAGAAUGCAUGAACUUCUUCAAAUUUUCUAGCAAGAGUGAUGUUUGGAGUUUCGGUGUGUUAAUGUGGGAGACAUUUUCCUUUGGACAAAAGCCAUAUAAGGGUAUGAAAGGAAUUGAUGUUGCACAGAUGAUUGAAAGAGGAGAACGACUGGAAUGUCCAGUGGGUUGCUCAUCUGAUAUCUAUGAAUUAAUGAAAUUGUGUUGGACAUAUAGUGUUGAUGAUCGGCCAUCAUUUUCUACUGUUGAAUUAAAGCUACGCAACUACUACUAUGACAUUGCUCAAUAAAUCUAUUGUGGAAUUUCAGUGAAGACAUCCCAAGAGGCAGAUACAAAAUUUGAUUUUUCAGAUAAGUUGCAGAAGUACUAAAAUGCUCUCCAGAAGAAUCAUUGUGAAAAGACCAUUGCUGUUGAAUUACCUUGCUACUUUUAAAAAAACUUGCUAGUAUCUACAGUAAUAUUUUCAAAGUGAGCUAUUUUGAUAUUCAAGGAUCUGGAAUUAGUUAUGUUUGCUUAAUCUAUUUUAAAAAAUGGAUUGUGUUAGGUUGCUUUCUGUCUUGCUGUUCAAAUGUACCAUCUUUUAUGAUAUCAAAAGAAUGUUUGUAUUCAUCAUUAUUGCUGUUUAGAGAAUCAGAUACUUUCACUUUUGAAAACUCAAAGCAGAGACUGGUUUUAAAUUAGAAAUGAGCUAAUAAAGUUAGAAAUAACAGAUCAUAGCUUUAAAACAUAUGACAUAUAUAUGCAAAACAAAAGCUAUAUUCUCACUUCUGUCAAAUAUUCCCCAUUAGUAUUUAUUAUUUUGUAAAAUAUAAACAUCUAGUAACAAAAUUGGCAAAUUAUUUCAUACAGUAACAACAGAUCCCUAUUAUUGUUUUAAUCUUUAAGGUUGCACUUAUUAAAUAAUAAAAGUAAAAAAAUAAAAAUUAUAGAUGAACUAACAUCAGCGCUUAACCUCAGUCUUUUGUAUCAUAUAAUCAAAACUCUGAUGAGCUCUGGGAACACCGUUUAUUUAGGUCUACUCUAUAUUAAAACCUUAACUGUUUAAUGAGUCAGGCUUGUCUCCUGGAGUACUGCUCAGUAUCUCCAUUUAUUUCCAACAAUAACUCAUAACUCUUCCUGGGAUAAUCAUGCAAAAUUUUCUUUUAUCCUCUCCAUCUGCCUUAACCUGUCUUUCUCCUGUUUCAACCCUUUCUUUUAUUUUUCCCUCUUGACAAACAAAGUCAUAUUUUUUAUUCUAUGUCAAAAGGCAGUGAGCUUUUUUUUGGCUCAGGACUGAAUAAUCAUUUUUGCAUAGUAUUCUUACUGUCUUUAGAUCCAUCAUCUGAACUUGAUUCUCUUGUUCUUUCUCAGUAUCAAUAUACAGUAUAUUAUUGGAAGGACCAUUGUUUUAACUAUUCUGAUCAUUGUUGUCAUCAAAUAUUCUCCUCUAAAAUAUCCUUACCCAUCUAAUCAUAAUACAAACAUAUUCUAGCAACUUCUUUAUAUACGUCUUCCUGUAAUGUUUUUGUCUUGUCCUCAGCCCAUUGAUGAGACAGGCUUAAGUUGUUCUUAUCCAUUAUGUUUUGUAUCUUACAGGGAGAGGAACCCCCUAGUCCGGGGGUCCCCAACCCCCGGUCCAUGGACCGAUACUGAGCCUCAGCCACUUAGGAACCGGGCCACACAGCUGGAGAUGCGCUGAUAGCACGUCUUCCACUUCCAGGCAUGCAGCAAGUCUGCAGGGUUCUGGGCAGGGGUGGGAGAGUGGCAGGGCAGAAGCCAUCUUGCUCAGUGCAAGGUCCUCCAAUGGCUGCACUUGCAACUAGUUUGUAACAUCUGAGCUCUGUGUCCUUCCUCCCUCCCUCCUCCUGUUCCUUCUGCUACCUCUUCUUCUGCCUCCUUCUCCUCCUCUUCCUGGUCUUGAUCCCUCUUCCUUCUGCUACUACUCCUUCCUCCUUCUUUUUUUUUCUCACUUUCCUCCUCCCUCUUCCCGGCCCCCCAGCCGGGCUCACGCUCCCUUUAAGCAACUUUCCAAGUUUGCAAGACAAACAUGCACCAGCCCAGCUUGCAACUGGGAGCUCCCCCAAAGCCUCAUUGGAGGGGGGACACCUCCCCAAGGUAUGUGUGUGUGAGGGUGUCUUUCUCAGAGUGCAAAUAGGGGCAGGGAGAAGCCACCUUUCACCUUAAGCAUUGCAUCUCCAAGGGAUUCUCUCUCUUAUCUACCCCUUUUCUAAGACCGCUGGGCUCCGCUGCACUUCAACUGGAGUUUUUUGCUUUUAUUUUGAUGCUCCAGGUGCCUCGUGUUUGGCAACAUCCUGCCUGCUUUUCGAGGUGUCAUUUGGUGUAUUUGUGUGUGUGUGUGUCCCUCCUUUCUUCGUGUAGUUCUCAAAAUUUGCAAGGCAAGCACACUCCUACCCAGCUUACAAUAGGGGAGGGAGAAGCUACAUUUCCACUUAAGUACUGUGUCUCCAAGGGAAUCCCUCUCUCAUUUGCAUCUUUUCCAAGGCUGCUGGGCUUGCACAGUGCUGAGUUCCUUUGCUCCCUCUCCCUCCCUCCCUCCCCCCUCUCUCUCUCUCUCUCUCAUGGUUUUUUUUUUUCAGCACUUCCUCAGUGUGCUGGGUUUUUGGUUUGUUUUGCUGGAAGGCUGAGUUUAGGAUUAUCUCUUUUCCUUCCCACUUUUUUAGAAGUGAUCUAAUCUAAUACAAUACUAGAAAUAAAGUGGAUUACUUAUUUAUUUAUUUGUUUAGAAAAUUUACCAUAAAUGUAAUGCACUUGAAUCAUUCUGAAACCUUCCCUUGCCCCCCUCCACUUCCCGGUCCAUGGAAAAACUGUCCCCCAUGAAACCGUCCCAGGUGCCAAAAAGGUUGGGGACCUCUGCCCUAGUCAUCCCAAAGUCUAUAAAAUCUUAGAUCCUUCAUGGAGUAUUCUGUCAGCAACACAGUCAGGUGACUUCUAGAGAGUAGGAUUAGCUUCAAGUUCUGGAGUUACACACCUUUUCCCUUCCAUUCCCAGGGAUCUGUCACCAUUCUCUUUUCUUAGCCUUGGAGAAAACACUGGGCAUAGUUGCUCCAGACCCAGCAAUUUCAUCGAUAGCUUAACAAAUUGUGAGGGUUCUCCAGAUCCAGGAAUAGGAAAGGCGAUGGGACAAUACAUUUUAUGCCAGUAUAGAUUUCUGCUGACUCAAACACAGAAAGCCACUUGAAUUAGGUAGUAGGGAAAGGCCAUCUUUGUCUCGGCAUUUAUCCCAAAGAUGAAUGCCUUCUUUACUCAUUAUUCUUACUUUACUCUUUUUUAUAUAAUUGUGAGCCCAAAAGCUGACUUACCAUCUACCAUCUUCAUGACCAACUGUAAGCUCAUGAUUUUAGUUGUGAUAAUGAGGGUAUUAUGAGAAAUCCUUCCAUGGCUGAUAACCAAGAUGCCUUGAUAACAAACAUCUUCAAGUAACCAAAAAGUUCUCAGUUCAGGCAUGGAGAAACUGUUAAUUGAAUUGAUUCCUUUAAUAAGAGUUUCUAAUACUGCAUCUAUUGUGCAAUAGUAUUCUGUGUGCUUUUUGUAUUGUCUGUAAUAUAGGACUAUCAGAAAAAGAUGUUCAUGCCUUAGGUUUCUUGAAAUGUUUCUACUAGACGAUCAUCUUGCCUUAUUCUCAGAACAAUACUGGGUAUUCAGACGGUAGGAUAUAUAUCCAACUAUGCAUGUUUCCCCUGUUAGCUGAACAUCUACCAGCGAAAUAUGUUCUUCUACCAGUGUUCUAUCCAAGGAUGCUGCAGAAGAUUGCAGACACUUGUGGGUAUUGCAAGGAGAAUAAAUGCAAAUUCUUUUGCAUGUCCUUGCACAAUAUAAGUGUAAUUUUAGAUGACCCUUAUUAUCUUAUUUAGAGAGCCAGUUUGGUGUAGUGGUUAAGGCACCAGGAUAGAAAACAGGAGACAAUGUGCAUGAAGCCAGAUGGCUUACCUUGGGCCAAUCACUCUCUCUCAACCCUAGGAAGGAAGGAAGAGCAAACCACUUCUGAAAAAACUUUGCCAAGGAAACUGCAGGGACUUCUCCAGGCAGUCUCUGAGAAUCAGACAGGAACUAAUGGAAGAAAAAAAUAUAUACCUUAGUCCAGGGGUCCCCAACCUAUGGGCCACAGCCCACUACCAGGAUGUGGCCACUUGGCUACCGGGCUGCAUGAAGGGAUGGCUAGUAUUCACCCCUCCCCACUCACGCUAGUGCCGCCCUGAACAACCUGGUGGUGCUAGCACUACCCUGCCCCUGGGUGCCCCACCAACACUAGCGCUGGCCCAAGCAUCCCUCUGGUACUAGUGCUGCCCUGAGCAUCACCAGCACUAGCACAGCCCCACCCCAGAGUGUCUCACUGGCACUAGCGCCACCCCAUUUGCAGCACUCACACCUGAGCAGCCCCAUUUGCAUGUGCGCAUGCAUGUGUGGGGGGAAAUUUUGCGUGCAUACACACACAUGGCCCAUUUGCACGUGCACACGUAGCGGUUCCUGCCUUCCUUUCCAGACCACCAAACCAAAAAGGUUGGAGACCUCUGCCUUAGUCUGUAACUACCUUACAUUUUUGUAAUCUUGCAUCCAUUUCUUACCUCAGAAAGUCCACUAAAAAGGGAAUGUUGGACUAACACCACAAAGCAUUUGAUUGAUAAUAUUAGCAACUCUUUUUUUUUUGGAAACAUUAUUAUUGGCUUAGAAUUUAAUGAUUUCUGUAAUGCUUAAUGAUGCAAUUCCUGAUCAAUAGUAUUUUCUGUAUUUUUUUUAAAUGUUAUUAGGAUUAUAUUUUAAUUCUGGUAUAUGUAGCCAUACAUCCUAUCAUGAAGAUUUAAGAACUAAUAUAAACCAAAUUAUGCAAUAGAAAUUAUAUUAUUUUAAAUAACUGGACAUAAAACAUUUUCACUUUAAUUUAUUUUUAAAUCUCUUUAGGCAUAAAGAAAAACAUUAUGUAAUAAUAGAUUUGAAUAACUUAUACUUAAUUAUCAUUUGUUAAUUUUAUAUACAUUCACAAGAUCUUAUUUUAUCUGUAUCUAUGGCAAAUAUAUUUGUAAUGAGGCAGAUGAAUUCAAGCCCACCUGCAUAUAACAAAUAUUGUCAUAGUAAUAAGAUAAAUGUAUCUAUUUUAAAAUCCUGAUGCAUUUCCUUAAUGAGAAAUACUAUGUGUAGCUUACAUGAAGAUUUCCCAUCUCUGAUUAAACCUCGAUUGUCACAAUCUGUCAACAGUAAAUUGUCACAACAGUCAGCAAUACUGACUUUUGUUAAGCUGAUGUACCUAUCACAAUUGAAAGUGAGGCCUUCUUUCUUACCUGUUUUAGACACCUUAAAAGAUUGAUUCUCUUGUUUGUAAUAAACCUUGGAGAUAAAUGUGUGGCUGACAAGGAUGAUUGAAACCAUGAAAGGACAAUUAGCUGACUGUACAUAGUUUAUGCAAAACAAAACUCAUCUUCAUUUAAACCAGAAACUUACUGUAUACAUCUUGAAUUCCAUGGAGUUUCCAAACAUACUUGCAAGGGCUGUUUUCUAAUUGUCUCUUUAAACUUCUUUGUGGGUUGAAAGAAAAAGGAGCUUCCAUUUCUAGAAAUGAUUCAACAGGGAAACAAUGCAACUCCUUUUAUUUUGACUCUAUUGCCAGAGGGAGGAAAAAAAUCAUAGUAAAUAAACAUUCAGAAUCUCAUCACUACCGGUAACUACUUACUGGAAUUCUUUCUGAGAGGCUUUAAAUGUAAAUGUGUACAAAAGAGAGAACUGCUAUAAUCUUUUCCUCAUCUCGCUUGAGUGUAGAAGAUUAUUUCUUUUGACACUUAAAACUUUUGUAUGAAGAAUGUCUGUGAAAUGUGAGAAAAUAAAGAACAGCCAAAAUAAAGGGUACAUUGGAAUGCAAUUUAAUACAUUAAGACAUUUAAACCUUGACAUUGUUUAAUAUGCAUUUUUAAAUUAUGUUCUGUUUUUAUCAUCCACAAAUGAACAGAGUAUGUUUUUGUCACCUUAUUUCCACUGUCUGCAGUUUUUAAAGAUACAUUUGUUUUCACCUAGUUUUAUCCCCUCAGUCUACAAUUUCAGUUUCUGUAUGAAGUGCUAUUUUAGAUUAAAAGAUAUUUUACA
This is a messenger RNA of Crotalus tigris (Tiger rattlesnake), 8440 nucleotides long. It is a transcript of the gene SYK, whose product is annotated as spleen associated tyrosine kinase. Gene Ontology annotation, molecular function: signaling receptor binding; ATP binding; non-membrane spanning protein tyrosine kinase activity. The record is from RefSeq and is a predicted model, not a curated record. Gene Ontology annotation, biological process: protein phosphorylation; neutrophil activation involved in immune response; positive regulation of cell adhesion mediated by integrin. Gene Ontology annotation, cellular component: cytoplasm; extrinsic component of cytoplasmic side of plasma membrane. NCBI's taxonomy places the organism in Eukaryota, Metazoa, Chordata, Lepidosauria, Squamata, Viperidae. Bases 768 to 2660 code for a protein of 630 amino acids. The transcript has 14 exons.